UUCAACGUUCAUCUUUCGUUCCCGCCAUUCUGUGCUUCCUGCAUUGCCUUUUGUCUCACGGAAUCCGAGAACCUUUCUGAGGCGAAAUGUCUUGAUCGUUCAACAAUGAAAGAAGGAUCUGAACGCAUCACUAUCAUGACAGCCGGGGGUGCAGCCGGUCUUCUUUAGGAGGCAGCGGACUGGUAGUGCAUAAGAGCCCGACGUCGGGCUUCCGAUUCUCGUUCUCUCCCUCCACAUUCUAUAUACCCAGCACAGACUAUCCACAUGUCGUUCAGUAAGCAGAUGCUCACCGACAACACCGCCUCAAACGCUUCGCGCAACGCAGAUAUCGCUGUUUCUCAGUCGGCAGAAGACAGCGCGUCCGUCGACGGCGUACCUCCAUCCAUGGCGCCGUCCCUUUCCCUUGCCCGGAAGCUCGCCAAGGAGGGAAAGCUAGCUGCGCCCUCCAUUACGAAGUCCUCGUCUACUCUAUCCCUCUCGCGCAUCAUGUCCUCGUCCAGCAGCUUCUUCCGCCGCAGCAAGACGGAUGCGGAGGCGGAGAAGGCGUCCUCGUCAGCGGUGUCGACGCUCGCGCCCUCUUCUUCGUCAUCCUCUUCGUCUUCCUCCGACACCGAUCCCGGCGAGCUGAAGACGCAUAGCCCGACGUACUAUAUGACGGAGGCGAUCGUUCAUCAGGCAGUCGGCGACGAGACACUGGCGGAGCUGGCAGACAAGGAGAACAAGGAUAUUCAAGCCGCGAUCUAUAAGGCCCGCCCGAUGGCGACGCAUGAGCUGGAGUGCGCGCUGCUGUUGAUCUGGCGGCAGGCGCGGGAGAGCAAGGUCAACCGCCUCCCGGGCUUUUUUGUAGUUCGCGCGUUCGCGGAGUUCUUGGAUAAUUUGAAGGCGGAUAUGGAGCGCAUGGACGAGGUCGACCUUGAGGAUAUGGGGGAUACGAUAGGGAAGGUCCUCGGCUUCUACAUGGACGUCUAUUCCUUCUUCAAGACCGAGAAUGAGCGUUCGCUCGUCCUGCGCAUAAUCAAUGACAAUAUUGCCGCGGCGCGGCUCAGUAAUUUCCUGGACCUCCUGCUCAGGGCUGGAGAGAUUAUACGAACCGCCAUAGACAUGAUGUGCCAUAGGUACCUCAUGGAAAUCCAGCCGCCGAAGCGCGACCCUCUUCCGGCGUCUCUGUCCAUCCCUGACUUGGACUCUGAAGAAGACGGUAGCGCGACGCCCGAGCUGAACCCCUCCCAGUCGAUGGAUGGCGCGGCGGACGGCGCGCUCAGCCCACCCGGCCUGACCUCCUCCAUGUCCAUGCCUGCCCGCCCGCGCCCCCCACCCACCGUCCUCGGCGCCCAGCGCCCCAUCACCUACCGCGGCACCCCAGCCUCCAAGCCCGCCCUCCAGGACGCGCACUCCCUCCGCGACGUGGCCGCGCACAAUAUGAAUGUCGCCUGGGUCGGCCACGCGCACCCCGUGCGCUUGCGCUACCCGUCCAUCACGCCCGCGCAGUACGAUAAAGUGAAGAACGCGAUGCGGAAGGAGUACGGGGAGAUGGAGCUGCAGUCGCAGUUGACGCAUUUGCGGUUCUUCAUGUUGGGGGCGACGCGGGUGAUCAAUUAUAAGGUGGUGGAGUUUUUGAGGGAUGAGGGGUCGCAUAUUCCGAAGGCGCUGAGGGUGUUGGAGAUGAAGAAGUAGGGCGAUGUCAGGCGGUCGGUGGGUCCUGGACUUCCACUAUAUACCACUUUUUUGUUCGCGCACAUUCUGAGGCGUCAGAAUCCGCUUCCUUGUGUGUAUCAUAGGUGACAGGAGAUAACGACCCUGAAAGAGACCUUGCACAAUGAAGAUACUAUUCCACAGGCUC
Messenger RNA from Schizophyllum commune H4-8, 1840 nucleotides. RefSeq lists its product as uncharacterized. NCBI's taxonomy places the organism in Eukaryota, Fungi, Basidiomycota, Agaricomycetes, Agaricales, Schizophyllaceae. Bases 265 to 1674 code for a protein of 469 amino acids. The transcript is spliced from 4 exons. The record is from RefSeq and is a predicted model, not a curated record.